Messenger RNA from Aspergillus nomiae NRRL 13137, 1143 nucleotides. RefSeq lists its product as uncharacterized. The transcript has 7 exons. Lineage: Eukaryota; Fungi; Ascomycota; Eurotiomycetes; Eurotiales; Aspergillaceae. The coding region runs from base 1 to 1143 and encodes 380 amino acids. The record is from RefSeq and is a predicted model, not a curated record.
AUGGCUUCCGACCGGGACCCAAGAAGAGAACCGACCCGCCGCCGUCAGAGUGGUCUUAGCCACGAGGGGGUAUGCAACUCAACACGACUUUCUUUGGUAGAUAUACCUGCUAAGACGCCUAACGACAGAGAACUAUCACGUUCCCAGCCAACUCUACCGUCGCCCGAGUAUGCAAAUUCUCCCAGGUAUCAGGGUAACCAUAGGCUUCCCUUCCAGGCCCCUAACGAGCAGCCCCCAGUACCAAUUCAACAACCUAGUGCCACCCAUCCUGGCGGUAACUAUACUCUCGGGCAGGGCCACUUCAUGGGCCAGCCUCAGUCAGCACAUGCCAAUAUAUCUCACACUGGUCAUCACCUACCUUCCAUGACUAGCCAUGGCACCGGAGGCGGUCAGGGUUACAUUGGUUAUCUACCUCAUCCACAAAGUGUGGACAAUGUGACAUAUGCGCUUUCCAAAGCCACGAUUGGGCCACCUUCUCCUGGAUCUCUUGGGUAUACCAGAGACAAUAAGGGGUAUUCAUCGGUCAACAAUGCCACGAGUAACGGACAAUUCACUCACCAGAAUAUUCCCCCGCCUGUCACUUCCGGUCCUACACCCAGUGAACCGCUUGAUAGUCGUUACAGAGUCCAGGAACAUCCCAGGACGUUUUUCAAAGUUGGAAGAGUUUUUGCUGUCGUCUGGCACGAGGGCAUGGGAAAUGCAGCGCCUCUGAAAGGGGGUACCAAAAGCCAUGCCAGUGAUCGUGAAUUGAUAACUGAUGGAAAGUUCGGCGCCAAGAUCUUCACUGAUAUCCGCCGCAUGGUAGUCUUCAAGGAACAAGCUCAGUGUGCAUGGUGCUUCCCGGUGCACACAUACAGCCGUCUGGGCGUCGCCAAAGCGAGUGUGGAUCCCUCGAAACAUGCAAUCAUCUAUAUAAAAGGCACACGACCGGCGUACGGUCCCAACGAGCCAAAAAUGACAAAGGACCCCCUGGAGGUAACUCCUGAGCCGUAUCAAAAGCUACACAUGAUGUCUCGAUUGAACUUUGGUAAAAUUUAUACAGUUGAACAUAACCAAAGGGUUCUUCCCGUUGGGAAUAUCAGCGAGGAAUCCAUGGCCAAGUUCCAUUUAUAUGCCAAAAGGGAAACCGAACUUGGCUACUAA